CGAAUAUACUAAAGCUUUCAUUCAUGAUAUCAAGGAAAACUUAUGUAAAAUCGUUUAAUUCCAAGUUCUUGAGUUUACUUUUUUCCAAGUAAAACCAAAUUAGUAAAAGUGGGAACCAAAACUCGUUCCUUUUUUCUCAGUUUCUAACGGUUACUUUUUUACCACAUAUAAACGUGUCUUUCUAAAGGUGAUAUACAUCGUUUAAUUCCAACUUUUGUUAAAUAAAACCCAAAAAAAUGGAACCAGAACCUCUUUUACAGUUUCUAACGCUUACUUUUCUUUUCUGUUCGACGGAUUUUCAGUAGAAAAUCAAUCACUUUCUACGUGCACAGCAAAAAGUUAAAUUCUAAAUUAAAAGGCAAAAAUAUCUACUACACUUCAACGAUUUCAUUGCUAAAAGGUAACAUUGUAGAAAUCCAAAGCUAGUUUGGGAAUUCCAAUUUUAUAUGUUUAUAAUAAAUAAAUAAAAACUGAAUUUGCAUAUUCUUCAAUAAUUUGUUUUCUGGUUGACUUCUCAGAAAGUUCGCAAGUCAUUCGGUUCACGAUAGUUCCGUGUACAUCUCAUUGAUAGUCCAAACAAGAAAACAACUCUUCAUAGAAAUGUCAACAUUAUCCUAUCUAUCAUACAUUGAAAUGUCCAAAAAUAAUUUUUUUUGAAUAUUCUUAGACAACAAAGUGUCUGUUUAAGUUCAACCACUCCUUAAUUUUAAGAUUACAAGAUAAAUUUAUUGCUAACUACACAGCACAUUGGACUGCUCCUGCACUUCACUUCCUCCUCUCUCGGUAUACAAAUGAUUCAAUGAAGAAGAAGAACAUUACAUUUUAGUUUCUUCCGCAGAAGAGUCUUGAACUGUUAUUUUAGUUGUUGCAUUCAGGGAGCUUCCGUGCAUAAACAAGCACCAUUACAAAUUCCUUUGCAGAGGAACCUAUAGUUGCAGCUACUCUUUCAUGCUUAGAUGUUGUUUCCAACCAUAGCUCCACUAAGCUGUGAAGCUCCAACGUUGGGAUUACUGCUUCUCCCAUACAUCUUAUCUCUACCUGUUAUAUAAAAUAAACAUAAAACGAAUGAACACAAGGGAGAGCUGAUUUUAGAUCAAAUAUUCAAGGAUUUUAACUCAUCUAAACCGGUGAGACCCAUUAGCGAUGAUCUCAAAAUGAGAGUUCCCCUUAUAUCACGCUAUAGCUUGAUUCAUACAAGUUUCAAAUAAUACACUAACAAUUAUGGACCCUUAUAAUCACCCCUAUUGAUUGUAGGAACUGACUCAUUAAAGUAGCAACUGCAUUAGAAAUAUUGCGUACCUCAGUUUCAGUCUUGAGAUCAAGCUUCCUCAUGAGGUACUUUUGGAUAAAAGAAACUGGAAUAUUUCCAUCCCUGUCAUAUGAUUAGAGACAGAAGAUCAACACUGCUACAAUAUAAUUCCUUCAAAUAAAGAAGUAGACACUCCAAAUCCAGAAUUAGGAAAGUGAUGUCAGGAUGUCCACGGAAGGAACAGGAUUACCCUUUGGGCUGAGCAACAACCUCUUGGGUUGGAUUCUGUUUGGUUUGAUCUGGACUUUCUACUUUGUCUACACUUCAUCUCUCGAGGAGGAUCAAGAAUCUGGUCUUUCACUCUGAACAUGGAACUAAUAUGUCUUUUAGCCUUCAUCAGUGUUCAUCUAUCUCCUUAUCUUUUUCAUGUGAGGACGUUAAUCAAUAAAACUUCUUCUGUUUCCUUGUAAUUUUAAGUGUAACUUCAUGUGUACAUCUUGUUUCAAUUUUUCACAAUCUGUCGAAUUUUCACACAAAAAAGAUGAUUAAAUUAGAAAUCAGACCAUGUUGGAGAACCAUAUAAGAGUGAGUUAACCAGCUGGUUAUAUAACUUACGAGUACAAUAUACAUGCAAGAGCCUCAUCGAUAAGAAGUCAUGGACACUAGGAAUAACAAAUUACUUUUCUUGGACUAAGUUACAUGAAAUUUCAAUAAAAAUCAAUUGACAAUUGCGACUUGAGAAUCCAUUGUCCAUGUCUGAUGUCUUUUAUAUCACUUUAGGUCUCAUCUCAUUUGAUGUGAGAUUCCUAAAAAAUUCUUUAAUCCACGUUUAAUUAAAGGAGUCAAGACUCAAGAGGGAUAGAAUCUUUGGCAAUUUUUUUUUUUUUUUUGUAACUUGGCUUUCAAAUUAAAACAAAAGGAAAUGUAAAAACAUUACAAGUCUAAAGAGACUAACAUUACAGUUAUACCAAAUUAAAAAGAAUAAAUAAAAAUAUUGUUUUGGUUCACAGUAAUUAAAGUCACUUUGAUAAACUUGGGGAACCUUUUGGACGAUCUUCUGUGAUCUCUUUAUCUCUUUUUUUGGUCUCCACAUUCUUUUCUUCCUCCUUUGUUUUGUUAUAAAUAGCAUAUGAUUCAAGAAACUCGUCUCAUGCAACACUGAGCACAAGACUGUAGUAUUACAACAAAAACAAAAAAAAAACUCUUUUCUUCACCCAAAAGUGAGAUUUAUUUCAUGGGCUUUCAGUUUUAAAUAUCUUUUAAUCUAUUAGGGGAAACAAAGGUGGAGUUUGUUUCUUCUUCUCCAAGAAACAAGCCCUAGAUUGAUUGAAACUUCCUUCAAGAAACCAUGGACAAAGUUGUGAGAAUGUCUUCAGAGAAAGGAGUGGUUAUAUUCAGCAAGAGCUCGUGUUGCCUGUCCUAUGCGGUCCAAGUCCUCUUCCAAGACCUAGGGGUUCACCCGACCGUCCAUGAGAUUGACAAAGACCUUGAUUGUCGUGAGAUCGAGAAAGCCCUCAUGAGGCUCGGGUGUUCCACGCCGGUCCCAGCCAUCUUUGUGGGAGGGAAGCUGGUGGGUUCGACCAAUGAAGUCAUGUCGAUGCACCUAAGCGGUUCGCUCGUUUCGCUGGUUAAGCCAUUUCAAGCUAGUCUAUGUUAAAAAGGUGUUCUAACUUUAUAAAGUUCAAAGACACAAGUUCAAUAAGAAGCAACCAAAAAUCAUAGAAUCGUAUAGCCGAUUCAACCUUUGUAAUGUAGAUUUAUAAUUAUUGUUGGUUUUGUAAUUUCAUAAAGAUCCUAUAAUAAUACUUAUUUAUAACGUUA
Brassica rapa (field mustard) is the source of this 3070-nucleotide messenger RNA. RefSeq names its product monothiol glutaredoxin-S9-like. The record is from RefSeq and is a predicted model, not a curated record. NCBI's taxonomy places the organism in Eukaryota, Viridiplantae, Streptophyta, Magnoliopsida, Brassicales, Brassicaceae.